Molecule: messenger RNA, 1107 nt
Organism: Trichomonas vaginalis G3
Lineage: Eukaryota; Parabasalia; Trichomonadida; Trichomonadidae
Product: glycine-rich protein family
Exons: 1
Coding region: 1-1107 (368 amino acids)
Source: RefSeq, a predicted model, not a curated record
AUGAUUUCAUAUGAACUCGUAAAUAAAACGGGUGUUAGUGCUAAUGUGAAUGUAUUGCAAUCUGGAAAUCAAUAUAUUUUCGAUUAUCCCUGUAAAUCCACAUCUGAAUGUACAGACUAUUUUGUUCAUCUUCCACGUGGUACAUACAAAUUUGAAUUAUUUGGCUCCAGUGGUGGUAGUUCUAAAGGUCAUGUCUCAUCAUAUAGAUAUUCACAAACAAAUUGCAUUUCACCAUUAUUAGUUAAAUUGUAUGGUGGCAAUGUUGAUUGUUAUCUAAAUAACAGUAUUGGUGGUGCAGGCGGCUAUCUUUCUGCACAAAUUUCUCUUCAAUCUCCUGUUCAAGCUUUCUUCACUCUUGUAGGUCGAGGUAUCUUUGGUCAUAAAACAGAUAAUCCUUGUAGCCCAUCUAGUUUUGAAAAGGGCAAUAUGCAACCAGGUGGCUAUGGUGGUGGUGGAAGUUCAUCAGACCAUCCAUAUGGGACAGGGUGUGGAGGUGGCCAAACCGCCGUCAAAUUUCAAUAUAAUGAUCUUUGGCAUCGUGUUCUCGUUAGUGGUGCAGGAGGUGGCUGUGAUGACAAUACAGAUGAUGACGGCAGCGGUGGUUCAGGCGGAAAUCUUACGGCACAAAGUUGGUUUUACAACGGAGAACUCACCAAUUCAUAUUAUGCAAAUUCCACAUUCGGUUUUUCAUUUGGUCAAGGUGAAGCCGCUCGCUAUGAUGAUGCUAACAAUUCAAUAUCUGUAAAAGUUAGUCAACGUGUAGAUAUUGGAGGUGCUGGUGGUGGAUGGUUUGGAGUAUUUUCUUCUCAAUCAGGUCAAGGAGGUGCAGGAGGAGGAUCAUCAUGGGCAUUAACAAAAGAUGCAGUUAUUCCAAAAGGAAACAUUGAUUCAUAUAAUGAAUUUUAUUACAAAUUAGAUUCUAAACCAUAUGCAUUUGAUCUUAAUUCAGAAUAUCUCUUUGAUCAUGUUAUUCACGUUCCUGGCAUCUGGGAAGGCAACGGCAAAAUCAUACUCACAAUCAUAUCUAAUAACUUAAUUCAAUCCUGCAUAUGUAAAAUUAACAUUAUCAACUCAUUAACACUUUAUUUCCAAAUAUUUAUCCUUUAA